Messenger RNA from Acyrthosiphon pisum (pea aphid), 1841 nucleotides. RefSeq lists its product as uncharacterized. The record is from RefSeq and is a predicted model, not a curated record. The coding region runs from base 355 to 1173 and encodes 272 amino acids. NCBI's taxonomy places the organism in Eukaryota, Metazoa, Arthropoda, Insecta, Hemiptera, Aphididae. The transcript is spliced from 6 exons. Gene Ontology annotation, biological process: multicellular organismal reproductive process.
AGUUGAAAUGGCCGGUCGCCGGGUGGCAGCCCAACACUCCGACGCCGAAAGCCGUUGCUGCCGCAGUGUCGUCGUGUGCUCGUGGUGGUCUUUAGAUCGUAAUAAUAUAAUAUAAUUUUACAAAACAAACGUUAUAUUAAAUUAGGCGAUAUCCUAUAAGCUACCCGCACACUGUACACAAUCGGCGGCGGUUCGUCUUCCGGUCUCUGCUGGGUCAUUUCCUAUCCACCCCCGUCGCAUAGUCUUGUUUUUCCGACGCCGCGUCCGUUGCGAGUAUUAUAAUCGAGUGGCGAUUGCUGUAUUUUCGUAUACACAUAGUCGAUAGUCGUGAUAGUAUAUCAUAUCGUCACCGUCAUGCACGUAAGCUCCAAGACGAUGAAGUUUGUGUUGACGGCUGUGGUUUUGGCGGCCAUCGUCUGCACGGUCGCGGGAAAGCCCGCGAAAACCAGCAGACUGGCUAAGUACACGACGCUAUGCAAGCUUUCGGACCCAAAAUUAAGCCAAUGUUUGACUAGCUUAAUGAAAGAUAUUUUAAAGUAUUCUAAUACAGGUAUACCUGAACUUAACAUACCGGCGUUGGAGCCAUUUUUAAUUCCAGAAAUUGAUUUAAAAAUAUUCCAAGGCCUGAGUGCCUCAUUAUUCGGUGGCAAUGUUCAAAAAUCCAAUAAAACUAAGGCAUUCGCACGUAAUUUAGUUGUUCAUCAUUCAUCCGAAUUUGAUAUUCACGACCUUAAGGUGGAUGUUAAAAAGAACGAAUUAUUCAUCGACCUCUCUUUCCCAAAACUUCAAAUAGAAGGAGAGUACGACGUAAAUUUAAUCAUGUUUAAUAUGCCAAUUAAAAGCACAGGACCUGUGUACAUAAAUGCCACUGACAUUACAGUCAAAGCUACAUUGAACGGGAAGACUAUAAAGAGGAAGAACGAGUCUCUUUUACUGUUCGAUACCAUUGACAUCAAAGUUAACUUCAAAGACUACGCAAUUAAGAUUGAAAAUUUGUUCAAAAAAGAUCAAAACCUGAACAGAGCAUUGAACGAUAUGCUCAAGAGCCAAAAAGCAGAGUUAAGGAAGCUAGCGAUUCCAAUGAUCGAAGAAGUAGCUGGUAAAAUGGUGCUCUCUAUGGUAAAUCAGAUUUUGACCGGUUUGCCGCUUGAGGAAAUUUUCAUAACAGAGUAGUGUCUGGUUUUAUACCAUAAUUUAAUGGUUCACCUUCAAUGUAAUUAUUCUUGGUUUUUUUCUGUUCUGUGUAUUAAUAGCUUAAGGAUUGUAACGAGCUUAUAAAAUGUAUUUUUUUUUAAAUAAAUAAUUUAAUAUAUUGUUACCAAUUUAUGUGAUCAUAUUAAAAAUGGCAAAUUUACUAGCCCUCUAAAAAUAUUUUACAACAUUAGUAUUCAGACUUAUAAAAAACAAAAUAUUGGUGAUUUCAUAUUGUUAAUCUGGAAACAGUUGUUCGUAGGUAAAGUGUUGCGUAAGUUUUUCCACAGUGUCUAACACGAACUCUUCGAGCACUUUUUGAAUAAUCGGCCUGAGCUCCAUGAAAAACAUAAUGAAAUUGGCAUUUAUAGCCAUAUUGAGUAUUUCACCUAAGAGAAAAUCAAUACUUAAGAUUAAUUAUAAAUAGGAUUUAGGUCAGGUACUUAAUUUUUGAUUUAUUUCAAUAUCGAUAGAUAUCGAAUAUCUUAUUAUAUAAUAUUUAUAUUUUUUUCAGUUUAUAUAAUUAUGGGAUGUUUUUAUACCAUUACCGUUAAUAAGUUUAAAAUAAUAUUUUAUGUGAGUUUAGUAUUUUAAAUACCUUUUUAUUUGAUGAUUUAAUAAAUACAAUUUAUAAUUAAUAUUUAAAACGA